ACAUACAGUGCGCUGCGCUCCGAUGUGCUGCUCGCGGUGCUGUUAAAUGCUGCUAUUGUAUUCUGUACGGGAUUUUAGGUAUCCGUUUGGCUUUACUUCCCAUGCUUUCAGCGACGAAGGAAUGAAGAGGCUUCUCAAUUAACGAUAUUGACAUGAAGAAGGACUUAGAGGUGCUGAUAGCAGAGGAACGUGCCGAGAUCAUCAGUAAAUAUAUUAAGGGUAGGGAUGCAGGUGUUCAGAUUGAUCCUUGGGAGGAUGCAAACUACAGUAUAUAUAGAGUCACAGAUCGCUUUGGGUUUCUUCAUAAAGAAGAACUGCCCAUACCAAGUGUGCUUGAAGAGAAGCAGAAACAGGUGGAGAUUGAUAGGGUGCAGAAAUGGCUGAAGAUGUUGAAGAACUGGAGCAAGUACAAAAAUAGCGACCGGAUGAUUAAGAGGGUAUAUAAAGGAAUACCACUACAGCUUAGAGGGCAGGCCUGGGUCCUGCUACUAGAUGUUGAGAAAGUGAAGAAUGACAAUGCAGGAAAGUAUGAGAGAAUGAAGGAGCAAGCCCAGCUGUACUCUACAGAAAUAAAACAAAUUGAUCUUGAUAUCAACAGGACGUUUCGAGACCACAUCAUGUUCAUGGAUAGAUUUGGCCUGAAGCAACAGUCUUUAUUCAAUGUGCUCUCUGCAUACUCAGUUUAUAACACGGAAGUGAGUUACUGCCAGGGAAUGAGUCAGAUCGCUGCCAUUCUGUUAAUGUUCAUGAAUGAAGAGGAUGCAUUCUGGGCUCUGACGCAGCUGUUGACCAAUCAGAAACAUGCCAUGCAUGGAUUCUUUGUACCCGGAUUUCCCAAACUUCUGCGGUUCCAGAACCAUCAUGACCAGAUUCUUUCCAAACUUUUACCCAAACUAAAGAAACAUUUGGAUAAGGAACAGAUGUCUUGUGGCAUUUACAGCACUAAAUGGUUCCUCCAGUGUUUUAUUGACAGGACCCCAUUCACUUUGACCUUACGUCUGUGGGACAUUUUCAUCUUAGAGGGUGAGAAAGUUUUGACAGCCAUGGCGUACACUAUCCUACAGGUCCACAAAAAACGUUUGCUUAAGAUGUCACUGGAGGACCUGAGAGAAUUCCUGCAGGAGAAGAUAGGAGAAUCCAUCUACCUCAAUGAUGACCUUGUCAUAGAGCAGCUUAAAGUGUCCAUGUCUGAACUUCAGAAAAUGAAGCUAGUCUUCCCACCACCAGCUAAGCCUGAUGAGUUUUCACGGAAGCCUCUAGGUCUGGAGUUCCCAGUAGUUCUGACUCCAUUCAAACUGCCCAAACCAAGCCCUUCAGAAGAUACGCCCAACAAAGCCCAACUCACCAAAUGCCCACCUGCCUCUCUGAACAUCUCUCUAGAGCAGGAGUCCAUCAUGUUGUAUGACAGCCCUCCACAGGACAAAAAGCCCUUCAAAGAUGGAGGCAUAGGCAGUAUGUCACCCCUUCUCUCACCGGACCCUGUUCUUGUACAUAGCCAGAUUCCCCUUACUCUUGACGGAAUGAUAGGGGCCCCUGAGGAUGGCGGGGAAUGGCCCCCUCCAUAUGAACCCCCUAAAAACACCGUCCCAGAGCUUGGUGAAAUGCAAAACCAACCUGUGCUGCAUGACCCUAAUCCAUUUCCAACUUUGGAUGAGGCAUUGCUCUCUGGAAUGUCUCCUGGUGCAAAGCCUUUACAUACACCUCAGAACUUUGAGCAGGACACUUUACAGACAGCAGGGGGCAGUGUGGAGGUUGAUUUACCCUUAGACAAUUUCCAUUUGACGUUUUCAGUUUCCAUGGCUCAUGAAUCACAUCAGCCAAACAGUAUUUCCAAUUAUAAAUAUCUAAUCGAGGGACAGGUGGGAGAUGAUGAAAAUCUCCAGAUGAUCUCUUCAACAGAUUGUGACCAGUCCCAGUUGCCUGUCAAGGAAAUCCUCACAUUUCACUCUGAUCCUCUGUUUCAGCAUCCACCCCAAACCAGCCAAUACCUGCAAAAGUCAGAGACUUUUUAAAGUUACCAGCCAUCAUUUUUUACCCCGGUGCAUUGCCAGUGUUCUGUUGGAAAGCAUACAGUUAAUGCUUUUUGUUGUUGCUUGGCUUGUAGUUGUAGGGGUAGAAGAAGCAUUAUGUACUUUUAAGACCAGAAUGCAGCCCUUAAAAGCUCAACAUACUGCCAGGAUAAAGCAUUCAUAACAAGUGAGCUGGCUCACUGCUCAAGACAGAACUAUAGCCAACUAUAUUAUGAACAACUGCCUUCUGACUUUUCUCCCCCAAUAUCAAGGCUGGAUGUGGGUACUCCAACACCACCAAUAUCAAUAUUGCAAUAUAAUGUAACAUUAUAAUAUAAUGAAAUUAUAUGAGCUGUAAUAGAGUUGUUCUUAACUGCACUCUGCAAGAGACAUUUCCACUAGAGCAUGUUGUCUUGAAACAUGCAAAAUAUCAUCAGUCAUUCGCUUAUAUGAUAUGGCUUGCAUAUAUACUAGAGAUGUAUUUAUUUAUUUAAAUCAUUCCAAUCCAUGUUACAGUAGAUUGCCUUUUAUGAUAAGUAAACAAGUUACUGUAUAUACUUGUAGUCUGUGGUCAUUUUAUUUGGCAGUUUGAAAUUGGCUCUGUCUGUGAUAUGAUUGUUUGUUGAUGCCAGCUUUUUGAUAAAAUGCCAAUUUUGCAAAGUUAAUUGCCAAUAUUUAUAAUUCUGUUAGAAAACACCACUAAUGGUAAAUAGUAUAACAGAAUGUGCAGAUUUACAAAUGAAUAAGCCUCAAAAUGAUUACUUGACAUAGCUGCAGUUAUGUAGUCUUUGUAAUGUACUUUCAUUAUAGAAGAACUGAUGGCAAUAGAAAACAUGGCCUUUAAAGGAAUAUUUUGUGUUUAAUACAAGUUAAGCUCAAUCGACAGCAUUUGUGGCAUAAUGUUGAUUUAACUUUUUCCUCCUUUUCUUAAAAAAAAGCACAAAUCUAGGUUACAGCGAUGCACUUACAAUGGAAGUGAAUGGGGCCAAUUUUUGAAAGGUUUAAAGACUGCAAUUUGAAGCUUAUAAUUUUAUAAAAACACUUACAUUAAAUAUUCUGUUUAAACAUGUGUAUUAUUUGAGCUGUAAAGUUGUUUGUUCAUCAUUUUUACAGUAAUUUUAGGGUUUGUACAUCACUAUGGCAACGAAGUUGUAAAAUUGGCUGUAACUUUACACAGAAAAGGUUAGUACGUGAUUUUAUCACAAAACAAAUCAUGUUAACAUGCAUAUUGUUUAUCUCUUGUGCCUAUACUUUUGAAACAGUGGGUAUUUAAUGUUUAUGUAUUGGCCCCAUUGACUUCUAUUGUAGUGCCUCACUGUAACACAGAUUUUUUGGCAUUUAAGAGACAGAGGGAUGAAUGAAAACACAAUUUUGGAAUAUUGCUUUAAUUCUGUAAGAUUGAACAAUAUUUGUCUGGUUAUUUCUAACCACAACUUGAUGUACAUUUAUAUGUACUUGUUUUUCAGCUGAGGGAAUAUUUUGUACAUUUAGAAUUAGUAUUGUAUUUUAAUGCUUAUAGGAUUGUGUGUGUGUGUGUGUGUGUGUGUGUGUGUGUGUGUGUGUAUGUGUGAGCGUGUAUUUAUCACUUUGUGGGGACCAAAUGUCCCCAUAAGGAUAUUAAAACCCGAAAUGUUUGACCUUGUGGGGACAUUUUGUCGGUCCCCAUGAGGAAAACAGCUUAUAAAUCAUACUAAAUUAUGUUUUUUGAAAAUGUAAAAAUGCAGAAAGUUUUCUGUGAGGGUUAGGUUUAGGGGUAGGGUUAGGUUUAGGGGAUAGAAUAUAAAGUUUGUACAGUAUAAAAACCAUUAUGUCUAUGGAAAGUCCCCAUAAAACAU
Xyrauchen texanus (razorback sucker) is the source of this 3844-nucleotide messenger RNA. Its product is annotated as USP6 N-terminal-like protein. NCBI's taxonomy places the organism in Eukaryota, Metazoa, Chordata, Actinopteri, Cypriniformes, Catostomidae. The record is from RefSeq and is a predicted model, not a curated record. The coding region runs from base 153 to 2012 and encodes 619 amino acids. The transcript is spliced from 14 exons.